Epinephelus fuscoguttatus (brown-marbled grouper) is the source of this 10699-nucleotide messenger RNA. RefSeq names its product 5-hydroxytryptamine (serotonin) receptor 2C, G protein-coupled-like 1 (gene htr2cl1). Gene Ontology annotation, molecular function: neurotransmitter receptor activity; G protein-coupled serotonin receptor activity. The record is from RefSeq and is a predicted model, not a curated record. Bases 1725 to 3461 code for a protein of 578 amino acids. NCBI's taxonomy places the organism in Eukaryota, Metazoa, Chordata, Actinopteri, Perciformes, Serranidae. Gene Ontology annotation, cellular component: plasma membrane; dendrite. The transcript has 11 exons. Gene Ontology annotation, biological process: chemical synaptic transmission; G protein-coupled receptor signaling pathway, coupled to cyclic nucleotide second messenger.
GCGCGCAGCUCUCCGGUGUUAAAACUUUCCUAAAGGAGACUGCUCUUUCAGCAUCCUACUAAAUCAAUUAACCAAUUUAAUUUGUUUUUGCUGGAACCUAAAGAGGGAUUUAUUGACAUUUCUUUGCCUCUUGUUUUGGCGCAGGACGCGUCUCGGUGCGCACCGGACCAAAAUGGACCGCAGAACGUGUCCGGUGCGUCCGCACUGGUCCUCUGCCGCUCUGUCCGGGACACACUGAAAGAAAUCCUGGACUGAACUUAACACUCACUGUACGUUUUCUUAUCUCCUGUAGUUGACGGGCUGCGUGCCUCCGCUCAGAAGGCACAACAAGACGCGGAGAUUCAUUCCUCAACUCGAGGAGAGGACAUGGACAUACUGUAGCCAGCGCUGACAGAAAAGGAGGAUGUAGCUCGGAAACAAGAGGGACAUCACAAACUGCAAGGACGCAAAGGGAACAAUCGGAUGUCUCCACGGAUGGAGGAGCCAUCGGGAGCAAUCUGGGGUUCAGCAUCUUGCCCGAGGAUACUUCGACAUGCGGACCGGAGGAGCCGGGGGCUGAGCAGCCGAUCAUCUGAUUAGCGGAUGACCCACUCUACCUCUGAGCCACAGCCGCCCACUGCCAAACACAAAAGCAUACGUCAGAUGUUCAGAGCCUUUAUUCUGAAGAAAGUCCAAACAAUACUCCCGUGAAUGCAACAGCAGACUAAGACAGCUGAUCCGAGGGGACUUGUUCCACAUUAAGAUCAAACCAGCAUUCGGCAAUGGCAGAUGGAUGAUGCUGAUCCCUCACUCCGGAGGUGUGGAGUGACAGAUGACAGAGGGAUUGAUACGGCGAGAGAGAGGCAGAAAGAGAGAGGUAACGUCGGAAAGGGUCACCGCCGCCGGUAAUGGAAAACAGCUGCAAAGGUCAGGCACAUCGAUCGGGAGGCGUGAAGAAUCUGUGAUGUAUCGCUGCUUUAUCAGACUGGUUAAAUGGCUCGCCUGCAGUGCUGUUUAGUUUCCUGUGAACUAUGCUGAUACUCUCCCUGAGAGGAGAAGAUAGGAAGCAGACUGUCUAUUACACACCGAGCAGUGCAGAGAUCAACCUGAUCAUCUACUCUGACCUGAAGGAAGAAACUUGCAACACCUUGGAUACAACAGCAAAAGGAUUCACAGCUGAAUGAAGACAUUGAAACUGGUCAGUACUCAUCGGCAAACUAACUGGCAGCGGGAGCAGACAGCAGCCAUGGAUAUGACUAAACCAAUUUUCAGCUCUAAAUUUGAAACUCUGAAACUCUUACUUCCAUCAAGAGGUGGAUGUGACUGAACACCACGAAGCAACAAGGGACUUUUGACUCAGCAUACACCUUGAGAACUUGUCGCCAAUGACUUACUGGCAAGACAUGGGAGAUUCAAACCUCAGGGAACAACUGGAGGCUGUUUGCAGCUAGCAAGACUAUUGAAAUACGAUAUAAACUGAAGAGUACUUGUAGCUAGGUCCUCCCAAUCCCUUCUCCCCUCCCUGUCACUCCCCAUCCCCAAAGUUGCUUGUUCCCUGUUUUCCCCUUCCCCCAGAUCCUUGUUAAUGGUGUUCUGUCGGUAUUAAGAAGUCGAUUUUGGUAGACGCUUCAGAACUCUGUAAAGAAGUCAAUGCUGAGCACAUCUGUCUCACCACCUUCUUCCCUCUGCUGGUGAAGAAGGUGAAUUAAAACCAGCCUCCAAUAGAGUAAGGGUCUCUGUUUGGGAUGGGCGGCCCAGCGAGGGCUCUUCUUGGUGGGUUCAGCACCACCACCUCCUCCCUGGAGGUUGGAGGUCAGAUGGCUUGGCCAAGCAUUAACCCCCUGGACCUCAACCAAACCCUGUCAUGGGGGUUAGGGCUUGGAGGCAGCGGUGGAGGUGCGGCAGCCAUGAGUGCAGGUCUGGAUAAUUUCACCCAGGAGUCUGUCACCAGGGCGGUGAUGAAAGAGAAGAACUGGCCGGCGCUGCUCAUACUCGUCAUCAUCGCGCUGACGAUCGGUGGCAACAUCCUAGUGAUCCUGGCAGUGUCGCUGGAGAAGAAGCUUCAGAACGCCACCAACUUCUUCCUGAGGUCGCUGGCCGUGGCGGACAUGCUCGUAGGCAUCCUGGUCAUGCCGAUCUCCCUCAUCAACAUCCUCUACGACUACGCCUGGCCUCUCCCCAGCGCCCUGUGUCCAAUCUGGAUCUACCUGGAUGUGCUGUUCUCCACCGCCUCCAUCAUGCACCUGUGUGCCAUCUCUCUGGACCGAUACGUCGCCAUCCGCAACCCCAUAGAGCACAGCCGCUUCAACUCCAGAACCAAAGCCAUGAUGAAGAUCGCCGCCGUCUGGACCAUAUCUAUAGGCGUGUCGAUGCCUAUUCCAGUGAUCGGCCUCCACAACGAGGACAAGGUCUUUGUCAACGGCAGCUGUGUCCUCAACGAGGAGCGCUUCAUGCUCAUUGGCUCCUUCGUGGCCUUCUUCAUCCCACUGGUCAUCAUGGUGGUGACAUACUGCCUCACCAUACAGGUGCUCCAGAGGCAGGCCACCGUCUUCCUGUACGAGGCAAAGACUUCCUCCCAGCAGCCUUUGCACACACCAGCAAUGACAAACACAUUGCAGCCUCCACCCAGCACCUUCCACCUUCCUCAGAUCAACACACUCUCUCCUUCAGACUCACAAGAGCUGAAGCCCCCGCCUCCUCAGAGCAGACGGAACACCUUGAGCUGUCUGAAAGGAGCAGAGCCCAGCAUACUGCUCACCACGCCAGACAGCAUAAGCAUCAUUCCCAGCUCGGAGGUGGCGUCUCAGCUCAGCUCGCCGGCCGCGGGGCCAGGGCGGAGCGACACGUCGGGGUGCCACGGGCGACGGGGGAUGAUGCAGGCCAUAAAGAACGAGAGGCGGGCCUCCAAGGUCCUUGGAAUCGUCUUCUUCCUCUUCCUCAUCAUGUGGUGUCCCUUCUUCAUCACCAAUGUUACCUUCGUCCUGUGCCGCGGCUCCUGCAACGAGUCGCUGCUCAAUGACCUCCUCAACGUCUUCGUCUGGGUGGGCUACAUCUCCUCCGGGGUGAACCCUCUCGUCUACACCCUCUUCAAUAAGACCUACAGGAGAGCAUUCUCCAGCUACAUCAGGUGCCAGUACAAAGUCGGGGCCAACGCAGCUGGACAGAGUUGCAAAACCCUCCUGGUCCCCCCGCCGUGCCCGUCGCACGCCGUGACCCCUCUUCUGAUGGGCAGUCACGGGAAAGACGGCAUGGACCGCAAUAGUAACUGUCGCAACGGCGGCAGGGGGGAUAACGGGAGGCUGACGGUGGACCCGGAGGACAUGACAGAUGAUGAAACACAAAUCGGAAUAGUGUCACAGAGCCUCUCCGAAUGCCACAACAUCGGCAUGCUUUCGGAAACAGAGCCGGAAACGGAGGUGGAGCAGGAGCUGUCGCUCAUCAGCUACAGCCCCGCCUCCAGAGAACACACCAGCAGCGUGUGAUUGCGUGCUUUUACUUUGUUGUCUUCUGUUUUUUUUAACCUGCAGACGCUGGGCCGUUUCGAAGCCCACAGCGAUUCUAUAGGCUGUAAACCUGCAGUGGGUGCUUUAAUUGUGGAGGGACUAGUCUCGGUUGAGGAGCCUUAUCCACCACACUGAAGUGCACGACUUACCGCAGUGUGUGAGAGAAAUCAGCGUACCAGAGAAGUUAACCUCUAAGAUGAAAAAGUUUUGGAAUGAAAGCCAAUAUUUCACACGUGUUCGUUUUUUAUUUGGUGUGAAAAUGUUGGUUUUCAGACCAUAAAUGGAGGGUAAAAGCAUGAAGAUGCGCUCUGCAGUCACAAAAUGAGGUGUACUUCAUGGGGACGAAGGUACCAGACAGGGACAAAGUGACAAGAGGCAGCCAGUGAAGAGCUUAUCCUCAUUGUCAACCUGGUAUGAAGUCAGGCGGCCCUCGAUGGAGUCCCACUGAUGCAGGUUACAGAGUCGAGCGCCGACCUCUGGGGUCAAACGACGACUUCAAGCCUUCACACAGAGUCCAAAUGCAGUCCGAGCUCUGGUUUGUGUGGAUUCUCUCCACACCAAGCAAACUACACCAAAUCUAUUUUUGUGCCGGUCAAGCUUGACAACAGUCAUAGAAUAUAUCCGAAUGAACCUUUCCAGCAUGUAUAAUCAAACCAUUCAGCCGACAGAAAUUUGAUUUUUUCUGCAAAGGAAACUUUCUCCAGGCUGCAGCAGUCAAAAGUUUGUCUUUGAGGACCGAGAUGAAGGAAUGUACAAUGGCCACUGGUCUCUGGUGGACUCACAGUGCCAUCUGGUGGUCGCACAACACAGAGAGGUCACUUCCCUUGGAUUGAACAAGGGGGCUAAAAGAGCUAAAAACAUAGCGCAGGCCUUUGGUCCAACACAACUGUCAGGCCCUUGCUUCUGUUGACCAAUGCACCAACUUUGGAAAUAAUUAAAGCCCCAACUUCUAAAGAUUUUACUGACAAGAAUUUAAAAUAAAAAGGAACAAUCUAAAAUUAAACAUGAUUUUUUUAAUAUAAGAGUGCACAAGUGUUCCUCAGAUGUCAUCCUUAAAAGGAACAGAAUAUAUAGAUUUUAUUUAUCAGCUAAAGCUUACUAUCGUUACUGUCAUCAAUUAGCCAGCGUUACCACAGAUUCACCUUCAUAUAAUAAUAUAACAUUAACGUUCCAAGAUCUUCCUCAGUUGCGAUUACACUUACCCAAAAUAGUGGAUAUUCAUGCAUCAGCAGUCACAUUAAUAAAGGAAAUCUCUCUAUGUUUCGCACAUCUAAUGAUGCAAAUUCAGCACAUGCAUCUUGAAAUUGUUGUCCUACACGAGUAGCCAACAAUCAGCCACCUACUUAAUAUACAUAUCAUAUUAUCAGAGUACAUAUCAGAGUAUGGGCAUCAUCUGCGGGCAUAAAUCCAGGCUGUUUGUGAUUCAGAGCACCAUCUCUGAAGGAGACAUUAUUCAAUGAACAGGAGGUUUACCUCUUAGAUAAUGAAGGAUUUUUAUUCAGCCGUUGCAUCAGUGCUUUUCUCUCCAAAAACCACACCAGCCAAAAUUUGCUCAGACAGUACAGUGAAAGCCAAAGAGGACAGAAAGAACAUUUAUGCUUAAAUUUAGGCAUUAAGCUCUGGGUUUAAAUAAGGUCCAUCGGAGCAUUACUGUCACAUGUACGCUCCGAUGACGGUUUUCAGGGUGAACGCGUGCCAAUAUCUCCCAAGAACUGCAGUUCUGACCCCAUAACUCGAUGGUCACAAACUCUUAAAUCAGACUCUUUGAUCUCUGGCUGCUUUACAGUCUGUUCCGCCCACAUUACCGGAGUGUGACUCAAAGACCAAAUAGCUUAAGAUUUCAUCUGUCGCAUAAAAUGGACAGAAAGUCAAUACACUAAAAGACAGACCCCUGACUCAAUCAAGACAGGUCGCCGGCCCUCACAGCUCUGUCACGCUGAUUUUCUCGCCCUCCCUCCUGUUGCGUUUUAUCGACGUCUGACAGACGGCAAGAUUCCUCCACCUCCAUCAGCUGAAAUGUCUGCAAUAUACUGCCUUAGAAAAGGAUUCAAUGUUGUUCGGGUUUUAAAGUUGGCAAACUUAGAUUUCUUUGUAACAGGAGAUGAUGUAGGAGAUUAAACCUAAAACUCGUAUGCAUAUAGCGAUUAGUUAAAUAGAGCUUAAUGGCUGUGUGGAAAAGGACAUACAUUGAGAAAAUUAAGAGAUCACUUAAAGGGGCACUUCACCAGUUUUACACAUCAGGUUCAGUUGACCCGUCUUCUGUGGCUCUGGAGAGCAUUUCCAAAUUAAUGAAAUUACAUGGUGGCGGCACGGUUGGGUUUAAGCGCCAAAACUACGUAUAUGGGCUUAGAAAAAUAUCAUGUUUCAAUUAAGUAACUUCACUUGUUACAUAUGGGGAAUAAAUACAUUGUAAAGUGACCCAAGUAGGUCACAUAACUUGAAGUAACUAUGUACCAAAAAUGAAAAGAAGUCAACAUCGCACCAACAGCAUCCAACAAAUUAGCACCCCAAAAGUGAUGUUAGCGUAGCAUCACGUACUCUGCAAAGUUAGGCUUAGGCAAGUAAAGUGACACAGGUUAGAUUAGGUAAAGAAACAUUGUGACAACAUACCUUAAAGUGUCACGUGGUUCCAAACAUGGUUCUCCUGUCAUAGCGAUGUCCAGUGUGAUCGCACAGAAAUACGUGAAAUGACCAAAACUGUAUCACGUAUUGUGUUAAAAUUACCUGGUGGCAGCACGGUUGGGUUUAAGCACCAAAACUACAUGUUUAGGUUCAGAAAAGUAUACGUUUUGGUUAAAUAACUGCAUUUGUUACGUUUGGAAAAUAAGAACUUUGUAAGGUGAUACAAGUACGACACGUAACCAAAAAUCAAAAGACGUCAGUGGUUCUUACGACAUCCAAUAAAUUAGCACCCCAAAAAUGAUGUUAGCGUAAAGUUACGUACUAAAUGUAAAGUCACGUAGGUUAGGUUUAGGCAAGUAAAGUUACGUAGGUUAGAUUAGAUAAAGAAACAUGGUGAUGACGUACCUUAAAAUACCCCACUGGACAUCACUAUGACAGGAUCGUGUUGUUAAAAGGUUGUUAAAAUAGAUCUAAAUGAACAUUCAAUAAUAUGUUUUACCACAAGAUGGCUGCUCUGCAGUGAGCUAUGUAUGAUUAUUUGGUACUUUGCAGCAUACGCGGUGAACGCAAACCAAUCUGUCCAGGCACUAUUAAACUCUGUGUUUACCUCUGAGUCGGAGUCGCAGGUUGCCCACCGCUGACCUGGGUCUUGACAUUAAUCACCGCCCAUUGCAUGACAUCAUUGAACAUGGUCAUGGUCUUGUAUUUCUAUGAGACCAGGUUGUGAUGUCAUCUUGGUUAUCUCAGCUUUUCACAGAAAGCCUUUCUUAAAGCUGAAGAUCUGAGGUUUGAAAGAUGUGGGCAUUUAGGUGACAGAGAGAUAAUAUUGUGUUGCAUGAUGGGAAUUGUAGUUUCCGGGUGCCUGAGUCAAGAAGUCAAGAUAUCUCAGCCUCUGUUGCUUCAGUUUUGACCAAUCUUUGUUUAAUUUGUCUGUUUUUAGUCCCUCAACUUUAUGGAAGUGUGAUACUAAAUUGCUGGAGUACCCCUUUAAAUGCCAAAAUACCACUGACUGACACACAGUUAAUGACUGAGUUAUCCUCCCAGCCUAGCUAUUACCUUAUUAAAGUAGAUGUCACUUUUCCCAGUGAUCAGUAUUUCAUUUUGGUCAUUCUCCCCUCAGGCACGAGACAGCCAAAUUACAAACAUCUGAAUGUAAACCCUUUUUUUCUCCCAUAAUCCCCUCCUCAAGGUCAAAGAGCAAAGGUCAAAGCCUGCAGUGGACCAAUCAAAUCCAGAGCCUGAGGUCUGCAGCCACCUCUGCAUACAAUUAGAAUGAAACAUAAGAACUGGGAGUCACUUCAUUCUAAUUCUGUGCAUCUCUGUAUAAUUUAUCCACUAUUUGUACGCUACAGACUUACACAGUGGUCAUUCGCACCACUUCUCUCUUCACAAGGAGAGGUCUACAUGAGCUAAUGUUGGCAAGCCGGCAACAACUGAGGUUUGGCCUACAAAUAUUGUGCAUGUUUGAAGUAAUGUUCAAAAGGUCCUCUCUGCCUCACUCAGUUUUGUUUUUGUUAAUACUCGGAAGGAACGAACCAGCGCAGGAAGGAAAGAAAGAACAAACAAAGAGCAAUCAACAAAAUGCAAAUUGCAAACGGCUUGCAGUUCCUGCAGGCAUUGUGUCUUUAUCAAAAUGCAAAAUACCAACAUUGACAACAAAAGAAUAAAACGGAGAAGAGAGGACUCUCUGAACGAAGUCGAAUGUUUGAUCCGUCCAGGUGUGAGAAAGCAAAGAGCUACAGCCAGGCCAGCCAACUCAGUAUGUCGCAAUGUAAUAACUAUAUGUUUCCCGUGUACCUGUGUGUGUACCAGGCCUGGCUCAAAUUGCUAUCUGAGAUUGAUUCAGUAACUUUUCUGGGUUUGUAUCGAUUGUGUCGGGCACAAGGGUUGUUCCAGCAGAUGCCAAUCCUGUCCGGCUCGCGGUCCAGACAGAUGAAAGCAAUCACUCGGAGAAAGUAUCUGGAGGGAUUUCAACUAAUAAUUCGAUCCAGGUUUGGUGUGUAUAGAAAUAGUUGGAGCCAUUUAUUGACAGAGUUUAAUAUCCAUACAUUUUAGGAGGGCUGAUUUAGGCUUUUACCCUCUCCAGGAAUUUGUGCAAGAACUACGUCAGAAAAUUAGUGUUCGAAAAAUCAUCUGGCUCUAUGAAUAAGAUGAGUCAUGCUCAAAUAUUAAGAUAUACACAAGCUUAAAGGAAAAAUCCACCCAGAUAUGCUUCAGCACAAUAUUGAAAAGCAGAUUGUUUUAAAUAAAGCUGGAGCCAGGAGAUGGUUAACCUAGCUUAGCAUAACCACUAGAAGUAGAAGGAAGUGUUAGCCUGGCUGUGUCCGAGUUAAACUAAUACUUACUAACACAAAUUACUAAAGGCAUUCUAUCUUGUUUUUUUAAAGCACACAACGACUGACAAGUUGUGGUUUCAUGGGGAGUUAUUUUGCUGGAACAAUUCCUUUGCCAGGAGCAGUGACUCCCAGUAUAACCACAACUUGUCAACAAGCUAUAACCAUAGGCGCAGUUUGAACUUUACAUUGGGGCUUCACUAAAACAAGGGAAAUGUAGUAUGCACAGUUGAGGUAUGGGUUACACUAUCAGCCAGUGCAUUUUCAUAUCCCAACUACUACACCCAAACGAGUAAUGGAAUAUUGCAAGAAUUACCGUCAUAAAUCCCUUCAAACUUCAGAGCGCACUCUAACACAAACUGUAUUGUUUGUAAAUUCAGAGCACUGUUGAAAUUUAGGCUACCAUUCCGUUAUUCAGAGCACCACACCCCCGAAUAAAAAAAGGAACAGACCAGGUAAAAAAAAACAAAAAAAAAAAGGACGCCAAAUUAAGCAGUUUCAUGUUACAAGUCAGUGUUUUUUCUUCGCUUUUCAGCUUGUUGCGGAGGGGCCUCUAACUAUGGUGGUAGACACGAAAAUGUGAAUAGCCCCGUCUAGAGCCAGUGUUUAGUUUGUCCAUUCUGGGCUACUGUGGAAACAUGGUGGUGCAAUGUGGUGAUCUCUGUAAGCGAAAACUCUCUUAAAACUAUAAAUAUAUGUACAAUAUAUCUUCAUUAAAAUGAAAGAGCUUUGCAGUUUUUGAUAGUGGUAGUUUGUGUAGAAAUGUGCAAAACUGUCCAAGAAAUGUGCAGAGGUUCACAGUAGGAGAUAUGAAAUUCAUCAAAACUUAUCAAAAUUCAUCAAUAGGCCACCACCUGUAACUGCACCAUAACUUUCCUGUUUUGCUGCUAAUCGGAUGGAUUCAGAGCGCUGUUGAAAUUUAGUCUACUGUUGCGUUAUUCAGAGCACCACAUCCUUGGAGUGGCUGAGCAUUUUCUGGGCUCUCUGUCUGGGGUGAUGUAGCAGCAGAGUGCCAAGGACAGUAAAUGUGUUUAAUUUAACUUUUAGUUAAUUCAUAUAGACAUAGAAUUCUCUAUUUUUUUGAACAGCAGCACUAGAGCGUCAGAUUUACGAAUGCACCCAUGGCCACCAGCUAGAGCAGUUGAGGUUGUCUGUCCCAAUUUAACAACUUAUUAAGCAAAUAAAAAGACCACAAAAACGUAUCUUGUUGGUUUCUUAUUGUGUCAACAAGAAGAUGCAAAGUCAAUAUUAUUAUUUAUUUAUUAUCUGUGUUAAAAUAAAAAAUAAAUCCCUACAUGCAUAUUUGGCUAUGGCCACUAGGGGGUGAAGUGAGCCCCCUGAACCAACGCAAACUGCGCCUGUGGAUCUAAUGUUAAUAAGUAAGCUUUAGAGGUUCUGGUGGGUAGAUUUUUUAUCUCUGGACUGAGCAAAACCAGCCGUUUCCCUCUGUUUCCUGUCUUUAUGCUAAGCUAAGCAAACUGACGGCUCCUGUUUACUGCACAAACAUGAGAGUGGUAUCGAUCUUUCAUUAAACUAACAGGCAAAUAAAUGUAUUUCCCACAGUGGCAAACUAUUCCUUUAAUUUUUACUGUUCUGUCAGUGGGAAAGUAGUAAAAUUGAUAACAGAAGUAGCAGGAAAUUGCAGCAGCUAAUCACGAAAUAAGUCGUGUACUGUAAUGCACUAAUAAUAUAUAGCAAUAUUAAAGAAUGUACAAGAAUCCAAGGGUGGAUUUUUCCUUUAAAUGUGAGAUCUGGAGGUGAAGGCUGGUCCAGCGCUUCUUCUCUUCACUCACAAGAUCUUAUAGUUUUGAAAUCUAAAUGUAGAAAUACCUCAUAAGGCAUGACAAACCAGCUUUUCCAUGCCAACUUGGGGGACCUUAAUACCCUAUCAUCCAAACUUAACCUCACAGCUGUCUCGCCAAUCUUCCCAAACAUAUAACUCUGUCACUAAACAGCUCUGAGAAUAGCCAGAGCUGCAGGUUGUUCAAGAGUUUGGCAAACCCAACUUCCCCAGCGCACCCUCCCCUUGCAUUAAACCUUGACUCUUGAACCCUCGAGGUGUCAGCACCCUUUGAUGCUGGUUUGCAUUGACACACACCCAGUUGUCUGGUUUGUCUCGCUCUUGUAUGAUCCGGCGCUCGUGGGUUAGCUAUCUUUUUAUGUGUUGAACCUUCUUCUGUUAUGCAGUGGCUGUUUUUUAUACCAUUUUAAUUGUGAAUGUUUGUCUACGACACAUUUUGAGUUUAUACAAUGAUUGCGCCA